Messenger RNA from Lynx canadensis (Canada lynx), 1146 nucleotides. It is a transcript of the gene EXOSC4, whose product is annotated as exosome component 4. Gene Ontology annotation, biological process: poly(A)-dependent snoRNA 3'-end processing; rRNA catabolic process; U4 snRNA 3'-end processing. Gene Ontology annotation, cellular component: nuclear exosome (RNase complex); nucleolus; cytoplasmic exosome (RNase complex). NCBI's taxonomy places the organism in Eukaryota, Metazoa, Chordata, Mammalia, Carnivora, Felidae. The record is from RefSeq and is a predicted model, not a curated record.
AGUCCGGGGAGGUCUCGGGCGGGGGGGGGGGGGGGGGAGCGUUAAAACCGCCCCCGCGACAAACCCGAAGGGGCGCGGCCGGGGGACCCUUCUCCCUGCCGGUCUCCACCUCUGGCAGCCGUGGGACAGCGCCCCAAAACGCCCGCGGGCACAGCGCUCUGGCCCCCGGUCGGCUCCGCCCAAGACUCCCGCGGCAGGAAGUAGGGCGAGCGGGGCCGCACGGCACCCUAGUGCUCCGAGGCCGGAAGUGGGGCGUUCGGCCGCCGGAAACCGCAGGCCGCCGGGAGGUCGGAAGUGAGGGUCAGAGCCGCCGGGAACUGUAGUUUUGCGGGAGGCGGAAGCGUGGCUAGCGGCCGGGCGACAUGGCGGGCCUGGAGCUGCUGUCGGAUCAGGGCUACCGGGUAGACGGACGGCGCGCCGGGGAGCUGCGCAAGAUCCAGGCGCGGAUGGGCGUGUUCGCGCAGGCCGACGGCUCGGCCUACAUCGAGCAAGGCAACACCAAGGCGCUGGCGGUGGUCUACGGGCCGCACGAGAUCCGGGGCUCCCGGGCACGAGCCCUGCCUGACAGGGCCCUGGUGAACUGUCAGUAUAGUUCUGCGACCUUCAGCACGGGCGAACGCAAGCGGCGACCACAUGGGGACCGUAAGUCUUGUGAGAUGGGCCUGCAGCUGCGUCAGACCUUCGAGGCGGCCAUCCUUACACAGCUGCACCCACGCUCCCAGAUCGAUAUCUACGUGCAGGUGAGCAGGUGCCAGGCCGACGGUGGGACCUACGCAGCUUGCGUGAAUGCAGCCACGCUGGCAGUGCUGGACGCCGGGAUACCCAUGCGGGACUUCGUGUGCGCCUUCGCUGGCUUUGUGGACAGCACGGCCCUGGCGGACCUCAGCCACGUGGAGGAGGCAGCUGGUGGCCAGCUCGCCCUGGCCCUGCUGCCAGCCUCAGGCCAGCUUGCACUGCUUGAAAUGGACGCCAGGCUGCACGAAGACCACCUGGAGCAGGUGCUGGAGGCUGCUGCCCGGGCUGCCCGUGACGUGCACACCCUGCUGGACCGUGUGGUUCGGCAGCAUGUACGGGAGGCCUCCAUUUUGCUAGGGGACUGAGCGUCUGGCCCCCCGGGCCCGGAAUAAAACACACAGUGCGCUGUAC